CUCAAUAAGCCUUUAAAUGCUACUGACACGGUCCUCAAUUCUCUUCCCCCUGACUGGGGUGAAGAAAUUGAUGACCAAUCGACUCACCUCUUCCAAGGAAUCGGAGUGACAACUAAAAAGGCUAAAGAUGAUGCUGACAUCAAUUCUAUUGACGUUGAAAAACCAACAACUUCCGGUGCUGCUAAAGAAGGUGAAGAAAGUUACUUACCUUCAGGUAUCUUAAAUGAUCAAGAAGAUGAUAAUAGUGAUAUCUUUGAAGAUGAAGAUUUCUCUCUUGAUUCAGAUGACGAGGAUGAUAGAGCCAGUACUUCCAGUGGGAUUAGCUCUGUAAGCCGAGCCAGUAUCUCAUCCAGUUCUAGCUCUGAUUCAACUUCAUCAUCUUCAAGUGAUGAAUCUACUUCCGGAACUGAGAUUGCUUCUGCUAUCAAUGAGAUUCUUGAAACUCCCAUCUGGUUGGCUGAAUUACAAAAAAUUGACUUUGAAAAUGAACUCGAGUUGGAAGAUUUCCUGACAAUUUGUAAGGAAAUAUUGCAACAAGAAUUAUCUACAAAGUCAUACAAUACAUUUCCAUCAUUUAUCCGUUUCCAUGAAGAGUACUCACGUUCCAUUGAUACGUCAUUUGUUAAAUUUCUCACUUCCUUCAAAGCUAAAUUGUAUCACGAUGGUCUCUCCUGCGUUGGUUUGGCCAUUUCGUUACACAAUUUGUUCAUCCUUCGAUUCCCGACUCAUGCAGCCUCCAUUGGUCUGGUUUCUUGCGAAGAGGUUGUUAAAGACCCGGAUAAUUAUUGCAUCUAUUCACCUUCUGCUAAAAAGGAGCAUUGUUUAGUAGCCGUUAAAAUAGCUCUUGGUUCACGAUUGGGUACAGUUCUUUUCGAUCCAGGUUAUCAUGUUAACAAGCCGAUCAUCGUUAUGGAAGAUGGUCUUUCCCCUCACACUGGAUGGUUCGUUCAAAAUCCAUCUCCGUCUAAUCUGAAAGAAUACAAUUAUUCAGCUGUUGAUAAUGACAGUGGACUUGUUACCUGGACUGUUAGAGAGACUAAACCAAAUCGAGUCAAAGAAUAUGUUAAUCUGAUCUAUGUUCGUCGUUCAUUUGCCAAGUCAAUUGAGAUUACAGAAAAACGUUCACACAUUUACAAUUUCAAAUCAUUGGUAAUUCGAUCUCGAGAUGAAGUAAUUGCUGGAUUAUUUGGAUCAAUUGACAAUAACAUGGUAACCAUAUUUUAUCCUGAUUCAGAGACUGGGGAAAGAAAACAGAUAAAACUUUCAUUGGACGAUAUCGAUGAACCUAAUUUCCGAUCAACAAUAUCUAAAUUGGCUAUUUACAUUCGAGGAAUGAGCCAUCGAGCAGCUAUUCAUCAUCUAAUUCGAAUGCUACGUUCUUAUAGUCGAAUUUUAGAAGAUUCAACAUUCAUUAAUCAAUUGAAAGAAGUUGAUUUCCUUUUGGAAGAGGAUUAAUUAUCAGCUCGAAUGCUUAACCAUAUCAAUUCCCAUAAAAAAAUUUAUUGAAAUGUAGAACAGAAAAUUAAAUCUUAACGGAUUAA
Panonychus citri (citrus red mite) is the source of this 1541-nucleotide messenger RNA. RefSeq lists its product as uncharacterized. The annotation marks the transcript as partial. Lineage: Eukaryota; Metazoa; Arthropoda; Arachnida; Trombidiformes; Tetranychidae. The record is from RefSeq and is a predicted model, not a curated record. The transcript has a single exon.